This is a messenger RNA of Polistes canadensis, 1743 nucleotides long. Its product is annotated as leukocyte receptor cluster member 1. The record is from RefSeq and is a predicted model, not a curated record. Bases 401 to 1321 code for a protein of 306 amino acids. The transcript has 3 exons. NCBI's taxonomy places the organism in Eukaryota, Metazoa, Arthropoda, Insecta, Hymenoptera, Vespidae.
AAGAAUAAUAUAAAAGAAAAAUUUUAAUUUCACAGUAGAAACUACACGCUUUAAUCACGCUAUUAUCGACACUGUAAGCAAUGUUACCAACAGAAAAAAAAGAAUUUUCGUUUUGCUAAUUUUAGAAUAAGCAGAAAGUAUCUCAUAGAUAUCUCUUAAUUUUUAUUUAUCAAUAAAGUGUAUUAAUAUAACAACAAUUUAUAUUAUUUCUGUUUAUACGUUUGUAAGAUGUUCUGUGACAAUUUAAACAAUAUAGCCUAAAAAAAUGACAUUGGUUAUUACUUAAUUAUUAAUUAGUGUAAAAUAAUAACCAUUACUAUUUGAAGUAUUUGUAUAAUACUAUUUUAUAGAAUUAAAUAGUGUUUAUUUAUUUCUUGGAAGAAACAAGUUCUUAAAAAAAAUGAAUAUUUUACCUAAAAAAAGAUGGCAUGUUCGGACAAAAGAAAAUAUAGCUCGUGUAAGACGAGAUGAAGCAAAAGCUGCUGAAGAAGAACGAGUUAAAAAAGAACGUAUACAAAAAGCUGAAACUGAAGCACGUAUUGAUUUUUUAAGACAACAAGCAAGAACUAAAUAUGAUGGACGAGCUGAUACAUCGAACAUUAAAGCAGAAGUAUCUACUGAAGCAUUAGAACAUGUUAAUUUCUUUUCCGAUCUUGAGAAAGGUAAAAUAGAUUAUAAUAAACCUAAUACAGAACACGAGAAGGAGAAGAAAGAGGAAAAAGAAAAAUAUGAAAAACAAAUUGGCUAUCUUACAUAUCUUGGACAAGAUACAAAUGAAGCAUUAAAAAGAAAAAACUGGUACGAAGAAUUGCCUAAAAGAUUAAACGAUAAAGAUAAGGAUAUCGAAGUAGAAAUAACAAAAAAGGUUUUGCACGACCCUAUACAAGAUAUAAAGAAGUACUUAAACAUAAUGGGUAGUGUUCAUUCAGAAAAACAUGUAAAGACUGAAAAAACUAGUAUUAAAAAGCGGCAUCAUGAUUCAGACGAUUCAGAUAGUGAUAUGGAGAAAAGGCAUUCUGGAAAGAAAAAUAAAAAACAUAAGAAAUAUAAAAAACAAAAGAAAGAAAAAAGUGAUAUUUCCAAUGAAUCUUUAGAAAAAUCUAAAACUUCAACAAACUUAGAAAAAUUAAGAGCGGAAAGAUUAUUAAGAGAGCGAAAGGAGAAAUUAAGAGUGGAAGCAUUGUUUGCCAAGUUGCGUGGAGAUCCUUUGCCUGCUGCCCAAUCUGAAGAAAUACCUAAACCUUCUGUUAAACAAAAAUAUAAUUCGCAAUUUUUCCCAGAAAUAGCUAGACAAAAUGCAGAAAGAACGCCUCGUAAUUAAUUUCAUAUAUGUAGGGUGAAGAGCCUAAUUUAAUCACCUCGAAUAACUUCUAAAUUAUGCGUUGUACAGAAAAUUAUUCCUAUAAAGAUUAUAUGAUAUCAAGAGGGACAUCAUGUGGUAUACACAACUUUUUUGUAUUUGUUAAAAAAAAUUUAAUUCACAUAAGAUCACAUUAAAAGAUUAAUAAAGAUUAAUAUCCUUCUCACAUUAGUGUAGAUUAGAGUAUUAGGUUAGUAGGUUGAAUUUACACUAUUCAAUCUCUCACUGUGAGUUAGACAGGAUGCAGGACAUUCUGAAUAAUAAUUAAUAUAAUUGAUAACAUAAUAAUUAGUAUAAAAAUUUGUAAUAAAAAAAAAACAAGAGUUCUUGUCAAUGAUGGUACUUUAAUAAAAAGUAAUUGUUUGUUUUUACAAUAAAAAUAA